Molecule: messenger RNA, 659 nt
Organism: Euleptes europaea (tarantolino)
Lineage: Eukaryota; Metazoa; Chordata; Lepidosauria; Squamata; Sphaerodactylidae
Gene: GADD45B
Product: growth arrest and DNA damage inducible beta
Exons: 4
Coding region: 90-566 (158 amino acids)
Biological process (GO): regulation of cell cycle
Cellular component (GO): cytoplasm; nucleus
Source: RefSeq, a predicted model, not a curated record
GCCGAUUGGGAAACAUUGCUGCGUUGUGCCGGUUCGUUUUGAAAUCUGUCUCCCGGAUUUGGGGUGCCGCUGUGGAUUACAGUUGCAAUAUGACUCUGGAAGAGCUGGUGUCUUGCGCCAACACCGAGAAGAAGAUGAAAUCCGUCAGCGAAGCGGUGGAGGACCUCCUGGCGGCAGCCCAGAGGCAGGGCUGCCUGACCGUUGGGGUUUACGAGUCGGCCAAACUCAUGAAUGUCGACCCGGACAGCGUGGUGCUGUGCCUGCUGGCCAUCGACGAGGAAGAUGAGGACGAUAUCGCCCUCCAGAUCCACUUCACCCUCAUCCAGGCCUUCUGCUGCGACAACGACAUCAACAUCUUGCGCGUCUCCGGCAUGGAGCGCCUGGCGGCUGUCCUGGGUGAGGGCCCGCAGGACAACUCCGAGCCACGGGACCUGCAUUGCAUCCUUGUGACGAGCCCGCACACCGGUUCGUGGAAGAGCCAGGGUUUGUCCGAGGUGGCCAGCUAUUGCGAAGAGAGUCGUUGCAACAACCAAUGGGUGCCCUACGUUGCUCUCCAAGCACGCUGAACACCCCCUGGCCCGUCGCCUGGGGUUUUGUGCUGAAUUCUAUGUUUUAAAAGGCCAAAAAAAAAGAAUAUUGAAGGGGAUGAUGUUCUUUUU